CUGGAAGUCAGAAACCAACCACUACCCAGCUGCUGCUACUGGUGGCACCAGGGUCUAGUAACUCACCCCUGGAGCCAGGCGCGCGUCGGGCUCGGAGCUGCCGUGGCGUGCGGAAGAAGCUGCGUGCGGGAAACGUGCUGCGGAGACUUUGAGGCCGGUGUGAGGCGGGAGAUGGAGCCCGACAACGCGCAAACCACAAAUCAGACACAAACAGACUCUUUGUCUCCAUCCCCCAACACUGUGUCACCUGUGCCUUUAAAUAACCCAACGAGUGCCCCAAGAUUUGGAACGGUUAUUCCUAAUCGCAUCUUUGUAGGAGGAAUCGAUUUUAAGACUAACGAAAAUGACCUAAGGAAGUUUUUUGCCCAGUAUGGGUGUGUGAAAGAAGUGAAGAUAAUAAAUGACAGAGCUGGAGUUUCAAAGGGGUAUGGUUUCAUCACUUUUGAAACUCAAGAAGAUGCACAAAAAAUUUUACAAGAGGCUGAAAAACUUAAUUAUAAGGAUAAGAAACUGAAUAUUGGUCCAGCAAUAAGAAAACAACAAGUAGGGAUUUCUCGAUCUAGCAUAAUGCCAGCAGCUGGAACAAUGUACUUGACCACUUCAACUGGAUAUCCUUAUACUUAUCACAAUGGAGUAGCUUAUUUUCAUACUCCUGAAGUUACAUCUGUUCCACAGCCAUGGCCUUCACGGUCCAUUUCCAGUUCCCCUGUAAUGGUAGCUCAACCUGUUUAUCAUCAACCUACAUAUCCUUACCAGGCACCUGCACAGUGUCUUUCAGGUCAGUGGCAAUGGAGUGUUCCACAGUCUCCUGCCUCUUCAACUUCAUUCUUUUAUCUUCACCCUUCUGAAGUUAUUUAUCAGCCACUAGAAAUUGCACAGGACAGUGGAUGUGUACCUCCUCCUUUCUCUGUAAUGGAAGCUGCAGUUUCAGAGCCAUAUUCUGAUUAUGGAGUUCAAGCAGCAUAUCACCAAGUUUAUGCCCAGAGUGCCAUAGCUAUGCAAACACCUGUGAUGCAGCCUGAGCCAGUUAAAGAACCAAGGUUACAUUCUGUGAGAAGAAAUUUUUCACAUCCUUCAUCUGUGAGUUUGAAACCUCGAUAUACACGAAGUCCUCACUUUCAUCCUAGAAAAGAUUACAGAAUGGAAGAUACAAUUCUCACUCCACCUUCCUCUACAGACUCUGUUAAAUAGACUCUUAGAUGUCUACUAUGCUGAUAUGUCUAGCACACAGAGGAUAUGUAAUUUAGUAACUCUCAACAUUUACUGAGUAUGCCUAAGUUAAAAUGCCCUCUUUUUUUUUGUAAAAGGAUUAAGAAGAAAUCUUGCAGUUCAUGUCAGCAAACACAGGAUAUGCAGGAUAAAAUCAUGGUUUCCUUUAUCAAUUAAUGCACAUUUAGGUGACAGACUCGUAAUUUGUGAUAUACAGACUAUUGUAUAUGCACUAUUUAUUAAAGUAGUUUGAAAAACAGCAUAUUUGUAUUACAGGAAAAAUCUGAAAUUCAUUUUUGUAUCAGAUACAUUACAACAGACAUUUUCAACAUUUAAGCCAUUUUCUUGUAGACUGACAGCAUAUACUUGAU
Gopherus flavomarginatus (Mexican gopher tortoise) is the source of this 1580-nucleotide messenger RNA. RefSeq names its product boule homolog, RNA binding protein (gene BOLL). Gene Ontology annotation, molecular function: protein binding; RNA binding. NCBI's taxonomy places the organism in Eukaryota, Metazoa, Chordata, Testudines, Testudinidae. The transcript has 12 exons. Bases 172 to 1191 code for a protein of 339 amino acids. The record is from RefSeq and is a predicted model, not a curated record.